CUCAAUCUUGCCGAACCCAGCAAACUCGCACUGCUGGUUUCUAUUUUUGCAGGCACUGGUAUAAUCGGAAGGCUUUUACCACCAGUCAUUCUUCACUGUAGUUGCAAGUGCCUUGACAGUUUUCGGUUGUUCGCUAUUUGCAUACUAUUAGCAGGCAUAUCGACACUGGUCAGUCCUUUUUUAACAAUGAGUUAUGGAAUCUAUGUCAUUUAUCCGACUCUCCUGGGUCUAUUUAGUGGGAUGUUCUUCACACUAUUUUCCCAGGUGAUUAAGGAUAUCACUGGAGGACCAAACGUUACUGCUGGUGUUGCUUUGGGAACAAUGAUUACAGGACUAGGGGCGCUCAUUGGUCCAACUGUAGCAGGUGUGAUAUACGAUACAUCCCGUGACUACCGAUUCUCGUUUUAUUUCUUUGGAUCCUGUAUGGUAUUUGCUGGUCUUAUCAUGCUAACAUUGGAACCAUAUGCCACACUAAGACAACACAAACUACAAAGGCAUGGAGAGAACAACCAGGCAUUUCAUGGAGUCGAUUUGGACUUCCAAAAUAUUGGUCUAAAUCAUGAUGUUGCCACGCAGACAGGUGGUUCAUUGUAACACAAAUACUAAUGGUGUUACUUGUGGCAGAUGUGGGGCUGUAUGAGAAGCAUUGAGUCACUGGGCAAUGUUACAAGACUGGGAUGUCAAUAAAUGUGUGGAAUUUAACAUUUAGUCUCUUAUUCCAUUGUUACUAACUGAUCAUGCAUUACUACAAAAAUAAUCGUUGUUAGUGUAAAACAUAAAGACACAAAACCUUUUUGAACGGAUUCUGAUUACUGCAUGACCAAGCACAGUACUUCAUGUACAGCCAUGGGUCACACUCAUAAUAUACAAAUGAGUGUUAGGGGAAAUUAUUAUAUAGACUAUUCCAUAUACAGAUGCAAGGAACAUGUUAUAUAAACUUUUAUUACGUACAAAGUUAUACAACGUAUGCAAAUGUAAAAACAUCGAAACAUUAAACGAACAAAAUGCUAAA
Molecule: messenger RNA, 1012 nt
Organism: Saccoglossus kowalevskii
Lineage: Eukaryota; Metazoa; Hemichordata; Enteropneusta; Harrimaniidae
Product: monocarboxylate transporter 13-like
Biological process (GO): transmembrane transport
Molecular function (GO): monocarboxylic acid transmembrane transporter activity
Source: RefSeq, a predicted model, not a curated record